AUGAAAUGGGAUAUGCAGAUGGAAGAAAUCGAAGCCAUUCUCGAGAAAAUUUGGGACCUCCACGACAAGCUCAGCGACGCCAUUCACUCUGUUUCCAGAUCCCACUUCCUCACUUCCCUCAAAACCCUCAAAAACUCUUCGCCCCUUCCCACCGCCACCGCUAACGCCGCCGAUGACCGCUCCGGCUUCGUCUUUGUCAAGGACUUCCGACCUUCCGACGACGAUGAUGACUCCGCUGUUCGUGACGCCAAGAGUCUCAACGCCAUACGGACCGCGCUUGAGAACCUCGAAGACCAGCUUGAGUUCUUUCAUACUAUUCAAAACCAGCAGCGUGUUGAGAGAGAUGCUGCAAUUGCACGCUUAGAACAGAGCAGAAUUGUUCUUGCAAUGAGGCUGACAGAACACCGAGGUAAAAAGUAUAAAGUCAUUGAAGAAGCUCUUGCUUUUAUUGGAGAUGUACAUGAUGCAGGAUGCCUUGUCGCUCCUGAUAUUCUUCUUUAUGGACAACCAACCUGUUCUUCUGAGAAUUUUGCGACUGUGAAAACGAAGAGAUCUAAUAUUCUUAUCAACAUUUUUGUCUCUAGUUUCAAUUUUGUGAAGAGAUCCCUCGGAUUGGAUCAUAUGGGUGGAAUAGUGGGAAAUGCUGCUUUAGUUGCAGUUAGCAUGAUAGCUUUGCUUCAUUUACAUCAAGUAGCUAAUCAUGAGCAGCCAUAUAGGCAACAAGAUAGAGUUCACAGCCACAGAACAACUGUGAGAAGAACUAAAUUGGUCGGUUCUUCGUCCGAUGCUCAUUCCAAUAAUUUGGAUGUAUUGUUAGCUAGAGGUUAG
Messenger RNA from Sphenostylis stenocarpa, 828 nucleotides. Lineage: Eukaryota; Viridiplantae; Streptophyta; Magnoliopsida; Fabales; Fabaceae. The record is from the annotation of a GenBank genome assembly.